Molecule: messenger RNA, 2623 nt
Organism: Harmonia axyridis
Lineage: Eukaryota; Metazoa; Arthropoda; Insecta; Coleoptera; Coccinellidae
Exons: 6
Coding region: 232-1575 (447 amino acids)
Source: RefSeq, a predicted model, not a curated record
AUUAGAGUUAUCUUUCGCUUCUGGCCUCACUCAUUAUUGAAGUAACCAUUAUAUUUAAAAAUCAAUACAUCCCCAAAUUUAAGGAUAUCUGUUGAACAACUUUUCAUAUUUAUUUAUUAUUUUAGUCAGAUAUUCACAUCUUUCCCAAUGCUGAGAUCAAUAAUUGACAAAUUCCAGUGCGUUUCAUAGUAAUACAUUGAAAUAAUCCUAGGUGUACUAUAAAUAAUAUGAAUGAAGCUGAAUUAUUUGAAUAUACAGCUAUUUAUAUUAUUCAUACUAUCUCUGAUUCCUUGGCCUGGGCCCAGCGUUUUCAAAAUCUCUUGCCCUAGGGAUAAUGCUCGUAUCGUAAGAAAUCUUAUCAAGUCCAAAUGGAUACCUAUCUUAGAAAAAUACAAAGUAAAUCUUCCCAUAGAAUGUCCAUUUCAUCCUAUGCGAGAUAUAUUUGCGCCUCAAGAGGCGGCCAAAUACCAUUACAGGACUUCACAUUGGACUUGUGGCCUAUGUGGUCAAUCGUUUUUCGAUGAAAAACAGUUGGAUAUGCAUUUCGACAAUCGCCACAAGAGCCAUAUCAAUAUGGCAGAGGAUGCUGUGUGCCUUGCAGAUUACUGUGACAUUAUUAGAUGCGAUGUGCUGUUGACUCAAGAUCCAAAAUCUGUAUAUCCUGACUCUGAAAGUACUGGCAUUGAGAUCUGGAGAGAAGCAACGUCCUAUUCAAACAAAGCUUUAGUUACUUCUGGUCCUAGAGAUUUAGCAAAAUACACUUCAAAAGAUGCACAAACUACACCCUCAAGUAAAUCCACUACUAGUGAAGCUAGCGAUUAUUGCCAAAAACCGGAAUCACCAACAGAUGAACAAAAUAAGAACGAAGAUGAGAAAUCUCAGAAUUCCAGUGCUAAUAACAUUUGCCAAAGUGAUCUUGUCGAUUCUGCUCUUCCCACUCCAAACAAUAAGCAACAACGAAUUCUAGAACUACAAAAGUUAAAAGCCAAUUGUAAGCCUGAGACUUUGCAGAAAAUCAAAACUAAGUGUGAAAUUUUGGUUAGAGAUUGUAUAGCGGGAUUACUUAUACAACUGUCCAUCAAGGAUUUCAAGGAAGUCGAAGAUGAACUUAAUAGAGCAGUGUGUUGGUACCUAACAUGCGAUAGAUAUUGGGAAGAUUUUCAAACCGAUAUCAGAAGUUUCCCAUGGGGAUUACUUUGCAUGAUAGUUAUGGUGUCAUCUCUAGGGAUAUGCAUGUGCUACUAUAUUAUUUGGGUUCUAUUCGACACCGACGAUGUGAGUGUCUCCAGCCUAACAGAUCGCUCAACACCGUCUCCAGCCCAUAUGCCUCACAGGCACGAAGUGUAUACAACAGCAGACGGCCAUCAAGUAUACACAGAAGACUACUAUUUAGCACCGGACAAAGAUAACGAAUAUAUUUAUGUAACUUAUCCGCCUGACCUAAAACGGAGGUUGCUGGAAAGGUUUGUAUCAUGCUGCGAGAUUUACCUUCAUAUUUUUUUAACCUUAUAUUUUUUCCUAGCUGCUACAAUAGAACAACCCGCUUGUGAGGUAGAAGAUAAAGUAGUGGUAUAGUUUCAAAUUACUAGCAUUCGAUUUAUGUAAAACAUUUCAUGGUUAGAUCUUAGUGAAGCACAUAUUUUCAUCUGUUAGUCUAGAUAGAAAAAUUAUAGAAAAUAACGAAUUUGGUUUUUCGUACAACUAGAGCUGAAAAUAUUUGACAAAGACCUAGUUCCACUUGAAUAUCAUAAUAUUUUUUUUUAUUUGCUUCUGCAAAGUCUGAAGAUGAUAUUCAGUGGAACCCUUACUAAAAUUGCUCGUUGUAAAGGAUUGUUAUUUUAGUAACUGACAGAAUUCCAUCAGUUUGCAUAUGUUUUUUGCUCAUUUUGAAAACUGUAUGCUUUGUGCUAUUUUCUUGAUUGCUUUGGAGUUCAUCAAUUUAUAAAUUUCCAAAAACUGAAAAUUAUAAAUAUUGCUUUGGUACACGAACCCUUUCUAGUAACUUCCGCAGAUUUCUUAAUAGAAAAGUAAGACUAUAGAAAAAAAUUUACUUUUACAAUCAGCUAUCCAAAUUUGAUAAUAAACAUAAACAAUACUUUUUCAAAGGAAGCGAAUAGUUUAAUAACUGUAAAAGCUAAUUUACAUAACAAAAAUAAAAAAUCUUCGAAGAAGGAAAAAAAUAUAUAAUGUGUUUAUCCUUCCUAGAGCCAACUUACUGAACUGAUUUGAACUAUCCAUAGGAGUGACUCGAGAAUAUAAUAAGGCUAAUGAGAUUGAAAAUAUCUAGAUUUUUCAGGAAACUGAAGAUAAUUAAAGGACCACAUUGAAAUAAAUAAUUUGAAUGAUCGAAAGGAAUUAAAAUACUUCAAAUAGUUUGCCUUACAUCUCAACUUGAUCGAAUUUAUAAUGAAACAGAUGGAAAUUUCAAACUACAAUGACAAGUUCAAACUCUAUAUUGAAAAUAUCUAAAUAUUCUGAACAACUCAAUAUUCUACCAAAAUAAUUUCCUUUCUUUAUUCAUCCCUAAAAUUAAGCUUAUAUUGUGAAAAGAGCUUGUGUAAAUCCUUUCAUUUUAUAACAAAACAAGUCAGCAAAAAUGUGAAUAAAAAUUUUAUUGAAUAAA